Messenger RNA from Anopheles funestus (African malaria mosquito), 5329 nucleotides. RefSeq names its product tripeptidyl-peptidase 2 (gene TppII). The transcript is spliced from 8 exons. Gene Ontology annotation, molecular function: serine-type endopeptidase activity; tripeptidyl-peptidase activity. NCBI's taxonomy places the organism in Eukaryota, Metazoa, Arthropoda, Insecta, Diptera, Culicidae. The coding region runs from base 263 to 4489 and encodes 1408 amino acids. Gene Ontology annotation, biological process: proteolysis. Gene Ontology annotation, cellular component: cytosol. The record is from RefSeq and is a predicted model, not a curated record.
UAAUUCAGCACACUUUUUGAAAAUAUUCCUUCUGAACAUUCGUUUUUUUGCUGUAAAACAAACACAAAGCGGAUUCUUUUCAAAUUAGAAAUAAAUUAUUAUGUAACGUAUAAAUGAAAUGAUGUCCCCACACGUGCGUUGCCGGUAGGAUAUUACGUAUAGGCGUAACGUAACGCAUGCAUCGUUACUUCAAGUAAAAAUAGCAAAGUGUGUCAAGUGCUAGCUCUCCGAAAUAGGGAAAUAGACGAUAAGGAAGUGAUAAAUGAUACUAGCCGCAUUUGAAAAGGUUUGCUUUCGAAAAGUAGCUGACCGGAUCACCUGCUCGCCCCAUUCGAAUAAGCGGUGGUUAGACGAACUGACCAAACAAAACAGAACCGGGGGGCAUGAAUCGGCAAAUGCGGUAGCUUGUCAAACUGUCACCAGCGCACCAGAGCAAACAGCAAACAGAUUCUGUAGGAAAAAGGUGAAGACGAUUGUAGGCACCAGCAUAGUAAAAGGGAACGGUUUUGUGCGAAAGGAAAUGGAAAGUGUUGUUGAUGUAAAAUUCCCUGUAACAUCCCUGGUACCGAAGAAUGAAACCGGUGCGCUUAGCUUCAUCCGGAUGUACCCGGAGUACGAUGGUCGGGACGUGACAAUCGCUAUCCUGGAUUCCGGCGUUGAUCCCCGGGCAAAAGGUUUAGAGCAAAUUCCCGGCGGAGAUGUUAAAGUAAUUGAGCGUUACGACUGUUCCGGGUGCGGCGAUGUGGACACCAGCAAAACGGUCACGGCUAGCCAGGAUGGUACCAUUACGGGUCUCUCUGGUCGCAAGCUGCAGCUGUCUUCCACGAUGAAAGCGAAAAAUAUUGCCGGCUCGGAGUACCGUGUGGGGCUGAAGAGUGUGCACGAUCUUUCCCCGUCGCGCAUUCGCGAGCGCAUUUUGAACGAUCUGAAGGUAAAAACGUGGGACGAUCGGCACAAACUAGCCGUUAGCGAAGCGGCACGAGAGUUGAGCGAUUUCGAGGCCAAGAAUCCACCGACUGGGUUGGGUGGGAAGGAGAAGCUGGUGAAGGAAAAUCUGGAAAGUCAGCUGGAGUUUUUGAAUACGUGCGACAAAAAGUUUACCGAUUUGAAAACAUCGUACGAUUGUGUGCUGUUCCCGACGAAGGAAGGCUGGAUGGCGGUGAUCGAUACGACUGAGAAGGGUGAUCUAGAGAAUGCGGUCCACGUGGUGGAAUAUACCCGUUCGCAUCAGCUCGUUAAUUUGGAUGAUUUUCUGUCGGUUUCGAUAAACGUGCACGACGAAGGAAAUGUGCUGGAAGUGGUUGGCGUUUGCUCGAGUCAUGGUACACAUGUCGCUUCCAUUGCCAGCGGUUACCAUCCCAAUGAUCCCGAGCUGAAUGGUGUGGCACCGGCUGCAAAGAUUGUGUCGCUAACCAUCGGCGAUGGUCGGUUGGAAUCGAUGGAAACGGGAACGGCACUCGUACGGGCCAUCAUAAAGGUGAUGGAGCUGUGUGAAGCUGGUCGUAAAAUUGACGUUAUCAACAUGAGCUACGGAGAGCACGGCCACUGGUCGAACUCGGGUCGGGUGGGAGAGCUGAUGAGCGAGCUUGUAAACAGAUACGGCGUAGUGUGGGUUGCUUCGGCCGGUAACCAUGGGCCGGCACUAUGCACUAUUGGCACACCGCCCGACAUUAGCCAACCGAGCUGCGUUGGCGUCGGUGCGUACGUAUCACCGGAAAUGAUGGAAGCCGAGUACGCACUGUAUCAGAAGCUACCGGCCAACGUGUACACCUGGUCAUCGCGUGAUCCCUGCAUCGAUGGAGGCUUCGGUGUGACGGUAUGUGCACCCGGUGCGGCCAUUGCUUCGGUGCCACAGUUUACCAUGUCUAAGGCACAGCUAAUGAAUGGUACCAGCAUGUCGGCACCACAUGUCGCCGGUUCGGUUGGAUUGUUGAUUUCCGGCUUAAAACAAAAAGCCGUCCCAUACACGGCAUUCAGCAUCAAGCGUGCGCUGUGGAACACGGCAACUAGAAUUGAUUACGUAGACAAGUUCGCGCAGGGCAAUGGGUUGCUAAAUGUUGGUAAAGCAUUCGACCAUCUUACCACGUACUGUGGGCUGUUGGAGAACAAACUUCGUUUCUCCGUUACGGUGGGAAACAAUAACGCAAAAGGUAUCCAUAUGCGGCACGGUGUUCUUACAAAGGUGGAAGACUUCUCCGUCAACAUAGAGCCGGUUAUUUUCAACGAAAAAUACGCUGACGCAGCAGACAAGAUCAACUUCAACGUGCGAUUAACACUAAUACCAACGGAAUCGUGGAUCAACUGUGGCCACUAUCUCGAUCUGUGCUAUUCGGCGCGAAAGAUUUCCGUCAAGGUAGAUCCCUCCGGACUGGCACCGGGUGUGUACCGUGCGAGCGUAAAAGCGUACGAUUCUUCCUGCCCCGAGAAGGGUGUUUUGUUCGAAAUUCCGGUCACGGUCGUGCAACCGCACGUAGUCGAUCCGAAAUCGAACGAAUUUGUGCGCGGUGACUUACCGGUUGAUUGUAAACCGCACACCAUUAUACGGGACUUUAUUCUGGUACCGAAAUAUGCGACCUGGGCCGUCAUUGAGAUGCGAUCGGCUGAUGCGAAUGAUGCGGUUGGGGGUAAAUUUUUCCUACACACGCUACAGAUCCUACCGAUGAAGUUCUGUAAGGCGAUGGAGAUGCAAAAGAUUUUACCCGUCAACGGUACGACACCAACAGUGCAGCCUGUUAGGGUGGAGGGUGAUCAUAUAAUUGAAAUCUGUAUUGCCAAAUUUUGGUCAAACUUUGGAACGUUGCCAUUGCGCUAUUCAGUGAAAUUCCAUGGCAUUAGCCCUCUGAAUGGAUCGGUAAUGCAUAGCGCUAGCGGGAUCCAUCGGAUCGACCUAACCGCCUUGACAAGCGAAGAAGUACACCCGGUAGUAUCGUUAAAAACCGCUGCAAUGGUUUUAAAACCUUCCGAAACCAAGGUGACACCACUAACGGCGCGCGACGUUAUUCAUCCAGCGAGACAAAUCUAUCAAACGCUCAUCACGUACCAGCUGCAUUUGGUGAAGGGAUACGAAGUAGCAUUCUACACGCCACUGUUUAGUAACAUUCUGUACGAGAGUGAGUUCGAGUCCCAGUUCUGGAUGGUGUUCGAUACGAACAAGAUGAUGGUUCGGUGCGGUGAUGCGUACUCUUACGAUAAGUACGAAAAGCUGGAAAAGGGUGACUACACCAUCCGUUUGCAGGUGCGCCACGAAAAGAAGGAACUGCUGGAGAAGCUAACCGAAGCGAACAUGAUCGUUAACUUCAAGCUGGCUAGCAAUAGUCUAUCGGUGGACGUGUACAAAUCGUACAAUCAGGUGCUGUCAGGUGCGAAAAAGAUGACGAGCUGCUUCCUGGCGGCUGGUGCAUGUCGCCCCAUCUACCUAGCGCCGGUUCCUAGCGAGAAGCUACAGAAAGCAUCCAUACCACCGCAGUGUUCUUGGCUCGAGGGCAGUAUUACGUACGCGAAGGAGGACAUCAUAAAGAAGUGUGUAUCGCACAGCUUCCAGUACAUACUGACGGAAGGUCCACCGGCAAAGAAAAGCUCAACGGCGGCCACUAGCAGUACUGCCACGGCCAAUAAUGCGACUAACGGAAGCAACCCAACCAGUGGAGGUUCGAAUGGAUCCGGUAAUGUAAUUACCGCACCGAACGGUGCUAAUGGUGGCGUACCGAAUGGAACACCCGCGAAGGAAACGCGUAGCAAAUGGGAUGAGUAUUGUGAAGGAUUGCGCGAUUAUCAGACGGCACAAAUAGCAAAGUUGGAUUCGGAAAAUGCGGACAAUCUGUAUCACGCUCUGCUGAAGGAUAAUCCCAACCAUCUGGCAGCUCAUUUAGCGAUGGCAGAUCAUUACGAUAGUAGCGAGCUGAAGCAAAACCUUCCGUACGCGUUUACGAAAUCACUCGACCCGUCUGAUGCCGCACCGGCGACACUGUUGAAGGUGAAGCUGCUUCGUAUCAUUGAGUUGGCUAGCUUGGUGGUGAAGGAAGUUGACCAGAAUGCACUGCUUGCGUACUAUGGCAUGAAGGUUGAUAAUCGACCAAAUGCAGCCAAAGUUAAAAUUCAAAUGGACAAACAAAAGCAACUUCUGCUGGAUGCCUGUCAGCGUAAGUUUGUGGCCUUGUGCAAGUUGCGGGUUUUGCAGAACUUGUUCGAUGCACAGGACGUAAGUCAACCGGAUUAUGCGGAGGAGCUGGAUCAAUUGUAUGGUGAAGUGGGCAAAUUUAUUGAAUACACCGAUUCAAAGGUACUGUUGUUAACGAUUUGGCACGCAUUUUCCCUAAAGCAGUACGGCCGCAUGGUAAAGUAUUUAAACAAGCUGUACGAGGAAAAGCUUAGCCGCGAUAUACUGGAGGAAAUACUGGCCGUGGUUGAUGAGAAGAAGUGGACACACGUUCAUCAGCAGCUGUCGAAAAUUAUCGUAUCAUCAAACCCUCAGGGAUAUCGACUUUUCUAAUCUGCUAACCGUUCCGUAGGUAGUUUCGGCUAUCAAAUGGAUAAAGAUUUCGCAUUUUAUCAUACCGUAGCUUCAACAUUUCUCUAACCCCGUUACUUUGUUUGCUUGUUAGUGCAAUUUGCUUUUGUGUUCUGUAAAAUCAAACAAAUGAAAAUCGGAUUAAAUUUUCCUAAAACUUUUAAGUGACAGUAACGAGUUUUUUUUUUAGUCGAAAUACGCCCUUUUAUUUCAUUCUGCUUCCAUUUUGCUCACACAACUACACCAAUGCGAAAAAGCUGAAGGAAAAUUGGUUUAAAAACGAUGUUAAAAAGAUAUUUGCUUCGGGAAUCGUAUUAUGAUGCCAUCUUAAGCAGUUUUCCCGAGAACUUUUAUCGUCCACAUUUUGAAAACUCGACAAAGUAACAAUCCGUUAAAUAGUGCGUUUCAUUGAGCCUUUGUUGAUAAAUGAGCUUUGUAGAUUUUGUAGGUAAUUAUUAUUUUUUAUGUGUUUCAAUGGCAUUUUGAGAGUUUUUAUCCCCCGUGCAUUUCGUAUUAAGAAAGUUUAAGCAGCAAAUACUUUUUCCAACAUCUCCAAAUACAACGGAACCCGAGUGAAAAAAGGCGGUACAGAACAUUAGCUUGUUCUACUGAUAUGUUAUGUUACAUCUGGGCAUUGUUUAAUUGAUUUUCUUCUUCAAUCUUGACAAUUUAACAGGGCUUCACAUAGUAGAUAUGUUCACGUUUAAUAGCAAAUAGUACAGUUUUGAAAAUGACUGCUGAAGAAGGGGUAUCAUUUUGACUGCCCAAUAAACGUAAUAAAUUAAGAACAAUUUAAAUAAACUAUACUAUUCCUUAGGUAAA